CCAUCUGUGUUGACGCUUUACUUGCAUUAUCAAUUCGUAUAGAAGGAAGUGACUUUUAGUCUUUAGCUUGAUCCAUCUCACUUUAAGAAAGAUGAAGAUGAUGCUGUUUACGGUCUUAGGAUCCUUCAUCGUCGGAGCAAGUCUUCUUCUACUUCUUCUUUUUCUUAUUUACCUACUCCGGGAGUUAUGUUAUGAGGGCAUAGAAGUUUAUAAGGAAGCUAGAGGGGAAGAGGAACACCUUAUAAGCCCGAGCAUUUCAGAUGAAUCUGAAUAUCAAUGUGCACAAUCAGCUGAACAGUUGAUCAAUCGGAUCCAGGAGUGGCAUAUACAUCAAUCACAACGGCAUGGAGACUUCCUUCACUAAGAAAUGAAUACAACGCAGUAGACGACUUUGUGUUGGGAGGACAAAAGGAUAGCGAUUCAGAUUAGAAUUCAUAUGAACUGAUACUAGUUAUUUAUUUUGUCAACUCUCUUUUUCAGCAUGAAUGAAUGAUCUGAUCUGUGUUGCUUUCUUGCUUACAAUUGAAAUCAAGCGACUAGUUUCUUGAUUGUUUUUAGUUUUUUACUCACAGUUUCUGCAACAUGCUCCGAUCCAUUGUGUAAAGUACAAAACUCGGUUAAUGCCGAAUAUAUAUUUUUGUCUCCCUUUUAUGUAUCAAUAAUUUAGUUUC
Arabidopsis lyrata subsp. lyrata is the source of this 671-nucleotide messenger RNA. RefSeq lists its product as uncharacterized. The coding region runs from base 92 to 364 and encodes 90 amino acids. Lineage: Eukaryota; Viridiplantae; Streptophyta; Magnoliopsida; Brassicales; Brassicaceae. The record is from RefSeq and is a predicted model, not a curated record. The transcript has 3 exons.